Messenger RNA from Emiliania huxleyi CCMP1516, 2094 nucleotides. RefSeq lists its product as hypothetical. The record is from RefSeq and is a predicted model, not a curated record. NCBI's taxonomy places the organism in Eukaryota, Haptophyta, Isochrysidales, Noelaerhabdaceae. The coding region runs from base 40 to 1971 and encodes 643 amino acids. The transcript is spliced from 5 exons.
CGCGUCCACCUUGGCCCGGCGCAACUACCACACCGCCCGAUGAUCGACGUCGAGCCUAGCGCUCGAACUAGCGCCGCCAAGCUUACCAACGCACUGUGCCCGUGCAGCUCCACUGGUGGCGACGACGCUGGGACCGCGCGUGCGCUUGACGAGGCGCCGGCACAGUCGAGGCCCUGUCCGCUCGCUCUGCGUUUGCUGCCUGUUGCCCUCGUUCUGCUGCUGUUCACAGCAUUUGCUGGGCCCACGGUGGCCAGCGCGGCGGUCCAGUUCCUCGUCGACAGGUCUGUGCUCACCGUCACUGCGCUGCACGUCGCGCCGUCGGAGAGCGACAUCGGCGACUUUGGCUCGGGCGACCCUGGCUCAGCAGGCCCCCUGGACGUGUCCAUCUCGAGGAGCGACCUGACCGUUGCGAUCCAGACGACGGGCGAGCUGCGGCUCUGGCUCCUCCCGGUGGCGUGCACCGUCGAGCGGAUGGACCUCUCCGUCGCACACGCCUCCGGCGGAGCUGCGCCCGUCGGCAGCUUCCAAGCGCUCAGCCCGCUCGCCGUCGGCUUUGGGGGCCGCGUUCCGCUUCAUGUCCGCGGCGCACUCGAGGUUGCGAACCUCACCGCCCUGCACGAGCUCUCGGCGCGGAUCAUCACCGCGCCGGAGCUCUCCCUCUCCGUGGCCGGCAGCGUGACUGUCCGCGCGUGGCCAGGCCUUCUCUUCGAGGGCAUCACGCUGGCAAAGCAGUUCCGGCUGCGCGGGAUGGGAGGGCUGGCCGCGCGCACGACCGCGCUGCACCUGAGCGAGUCGUACCCCGGGAGCGAGGUGACGCUCGAGGCUGAGGUGGAGGCGCAGAACCCAUCCUCCUUCGAGCUGACUCCGCUCGGCGAGAUCGCCUUCGCCGUCCAGACCGCGGCGGGGUCGCAGUUCGCCGCGGUGGCCACCGACGGGCUCGUGAGCAUGCGGCAGGGCGCCCUCUCGUACACACUCCGUGGCCCGAUCCUCUCUCCGCCGGAGGACGUGCACGAGUUCGAGCGCCUCUCGGCGGACUACGCCGCGGGGCGAACCAGCGACGUGCACGCCGUCUUCACCUCCAUCGGCGGCGUGCCGCUCUACAGCGUCGCCUUGCAAGGCGUCGCCCUCGACGCGAAGCUGCCGGGCCGCUUGCUCCACUUCUUCCGAGACGUCGGUAUGCACGUCGACGUCAACGCGGCGGCGAUCCACUCCCUGGCGGGGCUUGCGGGAGACCACGCACACGGCUACGUCGGCGACCACUCUCAUGGGCUGAUCGAGAAGGACCCAACUCCACUGGCCGAGCUCGAGGAGACGGUGUACAUCGGCCAGCUCUCCAACCCGCUCAACAUCACCACCACCGUGCUCGCCGUCGAGGUCAACGUGACGUACCUGGGCACCGCCGUCGGCCGAGUCUCUGUGCCCGAGGUGUCGCCCCCGCUCGUGCUUGGCCCCUUCGAGUCGCGCCGCUCGCGCGCGUUCCCGCUCCUGCUCAAGGCGCCCGCCGCGACGCUGAGCCGGAUGAUGGCGGACUUGCUCAAGGACGGCGAGAUCGAGGUCGGGCUGUACUCGGCGCUCGACCUCACCUUCGGUCCGGACCGGGUCCGGCUGCCGUACGUCGAGGAGCUCAUCACGGUGGCGCUCGAGAACAAGGGCCUCGCCGGCUCGGCGGCGGCGAUGCAGCUCGUCGACAAGCUGGCCGGCGGCCAGGUGAGCAGCUCGCUCGGCACGACCGUCACUGAGCUCGGCGAGGCGGGUCAGACGGUUGGCGAGACGCUAGACACGACGGUGGGCACGCUCAACAGCACCCUCUCCACCGCCGCCAGCACCGUCGCCAGCACCGUCGAGGACGCGCUCACCGACGUCGGUGACAUUCUGGGAGACGUGUUUGGCGGCCUGACGCUGUCACACGGGCGGGGGCAUGCGCAGGCGGGGCCGCCGCAGGCGCAGCAGAGCAGCAAACAUUCGAGAUAGAAGUGGUGCACCGCGUUUCAGCUCGAGGAUCAGACAGAGAGAGAGCGAGAGAGAGAGACAGAGAGACGCCUGAGGGCUACAACAUGUCAGCUGUUUAUUUUUAAGGAGAAUGCUCUAAAUGGA